GUUACUUACUUGCGCUCCGACGCCAUCCAUCUCUCGGCAGUUCAUAACAAUUAUGUUGGGCUCUGUCAUCAUUACACCCACUUGUUGCCACGGCCACGAAGUGGUCCACAAGUCAUACAGUCGGUUUGAAACCUUGAAGUCUGCCACAUGAUUCCUUCUGCGCCAACUUGAUGAUUCAUCGUGCAGUUGCUCACAAGGAGCUAGAUAAGUCCAGUUCUCCUGUGUAGAUUUUGGGUUGCAACUUCGUGAGUUUGUCUAUUUCUCGAGCGUCAGGUUUAAGAGCAGGGAUGUGGUGUUACUACUUGAAGAGGAGAGUCGAUCGGUUCAGUGAGAUCGGAAUCUGCCCGUUGGAAAAUUGCUCUGUAGGAUUACAAUUUAAGAUUUUUAGCUACAUUAUUGCUUGCGGUCAAGGAUUGUGCAUCGCCACCUCAAGCAGAAGUUGAGGUCGAGCGAUUGGCUUGUAGGGAGAAGUUUGUGAGCACAUCACAGAACAUCGAGAGGUAUAGGCGGGGUAGGGUCUUCAUUGUUAAGACUGUGGAUUGAGGAGGAGAGUUCAACUAUUUGAGAAAAUUUGCGAUCGGGGUUGGGUUUCUUGUUCGGAGAUUAAGAGAACAGUUCAGGGGAUAAAGGGUUUUAUACAGAGCCUGAAGGCGGGCGCAGCUAACAGAACACAUGAGUGAAGUAUUUUCGAGCAUCUGUGACUGAUGGCGAAGAUUCUAAGAAAGUGCGAGUUGUGUGACGGUGCAGCGGCUUUGUAUUGCGCUGCAGACAAUGCCCACAUUUGUUGGUCUUGCGAUGCUAAAGUUCACGGGGCCAAUUUUUUAGUGGCUAGGCAUACACGGUCUGUUUUAUGCAAAACGUGUGGAAUCUCAACCACUCGACGGACCACAGGGGCGAACCCCACGCCGCUUACGGGCCUUUGCUCCGGCUGCUUACAGGGGGAGGUGCAGGGCGAGUGCACUACAUAUUGUAAUCGAAGCGUGGUGAGCAGCCGAAGAGCUGCUUCAAGGUCAUGCCUGGCAGUUGCAGGGCGAUCAGACUCGGGUUCUGAAAGUGGCUGCUCAUUACAUGUUCCGAAUAGCAGCAGGGACAUGGAAUGUGUGAUUGUAGAUAGGAGUGCCCAAGAGAGUGUGUCCUCAGCUAGCUCCCAAUCGCUGAAGCGGAAGAGGUCAUUGGAUUGCCGCGCAGCAGCUUCUAAUCCGCAAGCCGAGCAGGUUGUAACAAGAACGUUGGAAGAUGUCCACAGUCGCGUUGCUCAGUUACAGUGCGAGUGUACCAGUGCCACUUCCUCUGCAAUUAAUCGAUCGAGUGCUUCCCAUGAUCAUCAAGACACCACUCUGGAAACAAGGGAUGGGAACCGAUCUCAACCGCCAGUAAUGGGAUCCAACAACGGAGCUUUCGUCACCCUCAGAUCCGCUUCAGCUAAGCGCCUGCGAAUGGAUGAUAGCGCACAGACGAGCCCAUCCCUCCGACGAAGUCAGCAAUCGGCAGCUCUGGCCACUUCCAGAUUAACGAGAAUAUUGGCAAAGUGGCAUUGGGACCUGCAUUUAAGCAGUCCUGACACAGUUCCACUUGCGCUGCGUUUGUUUCGCAAGGCUUAUAGAGCUUUGGCCCCAGCUGUCCUCUCGAAUGCAGGAACGAGCGUCGUCCUAGCCGCUUGUCUGCUGUUAGCCGCGGGAUUAGACGAAGCCCAAAUCACUGCUCCCAAGGCAAGUGACCUUGCAGCUUUUGCUGGUGUGUCCACGAGAACACUGUGCAUAACAGAAAUCCAUUUAGUAGCACUUCUAGGACGGAGAAGGUCUGCAGUCUGGGCUGGGACUCGCAACUAAAAUCAAUCGCUACAACUCCACUAUCAUUCAGAGAGGUUUGCUUUUGUGAGCUCCUCCAUAGCUUAGGGAAUUCUUGAUUAAUCCAGGUGUAGUACCAACCUGACCAGAGCUCUCCUUUUGAUAGAGGUCUCGACUACAUGAGCUGAGCUCUAGAUUAUGGUUGCGAGGAUUUCAGAUGGUAAGGAAACAUCUGGCACAAUCAUUCCGGGCCAGUGUGUAUAGCUAAACCUACAACAUUCAACAGGGACCACGUCUUUACACUGUGCAACCGCCAUUCUUCUUCACAAGGUUGCAAAACCUAUUGAACCAUUUCUUCAGCUUAUUACUGUCUCAAGGGUGGUUUUCCUCUCAGCACUCAGUUUCUCAAUAGUAAACUAACGCUAAUGAUAUGAUCACAACUGUUUUAAAGUUAGCCUCUGAUACAGAGAAGUCCGUGAGGGCCACAGUACUGUGGUGCCUGGGCAUGAGGGUGAAAUAGAAACACCCACAUAUUGCUUGCUUGCUGCAGCUCCCUGUCAGCCAUGACAGUUACCUUAUACUCACAGACAGCAAGAGAGGCAGAGAGGAGGAGGAGCUAGCCGAGAAUUAUUGUUACAUUUAUAACUUUAAUUGUUUUAAUUGUUUUAAUUGUUUUUUUCUUUUA
Physcomitrium patens is the source of this 2472-nucleotide messenger RNA. RefSeq lists its product as uncharacterized. Lineage: Eukaryota; Viridiplantae; Streptophyta; Bryopsida; Funariales; Funariaceae. Gene Ontology annotation, molecular function: zinc ion binding. The record is from RefSeq and is a predicted model, not a curated record.